CAUAUCAUUAUACUCUACAAAGCAGGACUGUGACUAGGUUACCCGUUUGGGUGCUUUAUUAUCUCUAAACUUGUGGUCUUAUCGUUCUUUUAACCUUGUUUGAGUAGCACUAAGCUGGGCAGGUGGACAUUUCACACAUUUGCUCUCAUGCUCACACACACACAGCUAUAAUACAGACAUUCUGAACGUUUCUUAGUAUUCCAUUAGUUUAACUAUUUUUCAUUUUGAAAUUAUAACAAUAACCACCAUGGGUUUAACCCGGACCUGUUUUCUGAUAUCAUGCCUGGUUAUUUCGACUCUAGCAAUGUUCUUUGAUUUGUCACAGCACAGGGAAAAGUGUAUAAUCGAGGAGAUUCCUGGGGACACCCUUGUUACAGGAUAUAUCUUAUUAGAACCCUGGGAUAAAAAUCAAGGCCACUCUCCUCACUCACACCUUGGAUUAACUGUCACUGUUAAAGACCCUAAUCUUGAGGUAUUGCUGAUGAAACGAUUUGGGAAAUAUGGAAAAUUCACCUUUACAUCCCAUGACUCUGGUCAGCAUUUCCUGUGUGUAAAAUCAAACAUGACAAGAUUCUCUACGUUUGCAGAUGAGCGUUUGAAAGUGCAUUUAGAUGUGCAGAUGGUUGAGGAAACCAUCGAUCCCAGCGCUGCCAAGACCAAAGACACCUUUGAAUCAGUGGAGUUCAAAAUCAAGCACCUGAUGGGCCAGAUGCAGUUGAUCAGCAAGCAGCAAGACUUCGAAAGGGAACGUGAGGAAACAUUUCGACAAAUCAGUGAAGAAACAAAUGGAAAUGUUUUGUGGUGGGCAAUAAUCCAGACCUCAUUACUACUCACUGUAGGAUUCUGGCAAAUGAGAAGCUUAAAGAAUUUUUUCAUCAAAAAGAAAUUGGUCUAACAAUUAUAUGACUUAAUAAGAAGCUACCUAUGAUCAAGGCUAGCAUAACUUCCAAAGAUUAGCCGAUCUUCAUUUAUAAAUCUUUAUUAUAUGACUAUGUAGAAUUUGUAUUAAUACAUUAAGUGUUAUUCUUAACUCUGCUUUUGAGGUCUUGACAAAUAAAGUCUUAUUGCUGUACAUUCUUA
Messenger RNA from Silurus meridionalis, 1080 nucleotides. RefSeq names its product transmembrane emp24 domain-containing protein 11. The coding region runs from base 248 to 895 and encodes 215 amino acids. The record is from RefSeq and is a predicted model, not a curated record. Gene Ontology annotation, biological process: intracellular protein transport; endoplasmic reticulum to Golgi vesicle-mediated transport; Golgi organization. Gene Ontology annotation, cellular component: COPII-coated ER to Golgi transport vesicle; endoplasmic reticulum-Golgi intermediate compartment; Golgi apparatus. The transcript has 5 exons. Lineage: Eukaryota; Metazoa; Chordata; Actinopteri; Siluriformes; Siluridae.